Messenger RNA from Saccharomyces mikatae IFO 1815, 1776 nucleotides. It is a transcript of the gene MET1, whose product is annotated as uroporphyrinogen-III C-methyltransferase. The record is from RefSeq and is a predicted model, not a curated record. NCBI's taxonomy places the organism in Eukaryota, Fungi, Ascomycota, Saccharomycetes, Saccharomycetales, Saccharomycetaceae. The coding region runs from base 1 to 1776 and encodes 591 amino acids. Gene Ontology annotation, molecular function: uroporphyrin-III C-methyltransferase activity. The transcript has a single exon. Gene Ontology annotation, biological process: siroheme biosynthetic process; sulfate assimilation.
AUGGUACGAGACUUGUUAACACUGCCCACUUCAUUACCAUUGAUUACUGCCGGUUUUGCUACCGAUCAAGUCCAUUUGCUUGUUGGUACAGGGUCCACUGACUCAAUCAGCGUUUGUAAGAAUAGAAUCCACUCCGUUUUGAAUGCUGGUGGAAAUCCCGUAGUGGUGAAUCCCUCGUCGCCAACUCACACUAAACAACUACAGUCGGAAUUUGGCCACUUUGAUAAAUUUCAAAUAAUAGAGAGGGACUUUACUUUAUCCGAUUUAACUACUUUAGGGAGAGUGCUUGUGUGCAAAGUUGUAGAUAGAGUGUUCGUAGACCUACCCAUAACUCAAGGUAGCCUAUGCAAUGAGAUCUUUUGGCAAUGCCAGAAACUGAGAAUUCCUAUAAACACGUUCCAUAAACCAGAGUUUUCCACAUUCAACAUGAUACCUACGUGGGUCGACCCAAAAGGUAGCGGCUUACAGAUUGCAGUUACUACGAACGGUAAUGGGUACAUAUUGGCCAACAGGAUAAAAAGAGACAUAAUAUCUCAUUUACCCCCCAAUAUAUCUGAAGUGGUGGUAAAUAUGGGAUACUUGAAGGACCGAAUUAUAAACGAAGAUCAUAAGGCUCUGUUGAAGGAAAAAUACUAUCAAACUGAUAUGUCAUUAUCUGGAUUUGGCUACGGAUUAGAUGAAGAUGGUUGGGAAAGUCAUAAGUUUAACAAACUAAUCCGUGAAUUUGAAAUGACCAGUAGGGAACAAAGACUCAAAAGAACCAGAUGGUUAUCGCAGGUAAUGGAAUAUUAUCCAAUGAACAAGUUGAGUGACAUUAAGUUAGAGGAUUUCGAAACUUCUUCCUCUACAAAUAAGAAGAUAAAACAAGAAACUACUUCAGAUAGCGCAAUUCCUCCUAUAGAUGAAAAAAUCGAAAAUAGCUCAAAACAAUUGCAGUUAUUGGAUGUUGGCAAAAAGGAAGGUUCUAAAAAACUGGGGAAGAUUUCGUUGGUCGGAAGCGGUCCAGGCUCAGUAUCCAUGCUAACAAUAGGUGCGUUACAGGAGAUAAAGACUGCGGAUAUAAUUUUAGCUGACAAGCUAGUGCCACAAGCUAUUUUAGACUUGAUACCUUCUAAUACUGAAACGUUUAUAGCUAAAAAAUUUCCCGGUAAUGCUGAACGUGCACAACAGGAAUUACUUGCCAAAGGAUUAGAAUCGUUGGCUAAUGGAUUGAAAGUGGUACGUUUGAAGCAAGGUGAUCCAUAUAUUUUUGGUCGUGGUGGUGAAGAAUUCAACUUUUUCAAGGAUCAUGGAUAUAUUCCAUCAGUUCUUCCAGGCAUAAGUUCUUCUCUAGCAUGUACUGUAAUGGCUCAAAUCCCUGCUACGCAACGUGAUAUUGCGGAUCAAGUACUCAUAUGUACUGGAACUGGCAGAAAGGGUGCUCUGCCCAAAAUCCCUGAAUUUGUUGAAAGCAGGACUACUGUUUUUUUAAUGGCAUUGCAUCGCGCCAACGUCCUGAUCACAGAAUUGUUAAAACAUGGUUGGGAUAGUGAUGUUCCCGCUGCAAUCGUCGAGAGAGGUUCAUGCCCUGAUCAACGUGUAACUAGAACUCUUCUUAAGUGGGUGCCACAAGUGGUAGAAGAGAUUGGUUCAAGGCCCCCGGGUGUCUUGGUUGUAGGUAAAGCUGUGAAUGUAUUGGCUGAACAAGAUCUAUUGAAUUUUGAUGAAUCAAGAAAAUUUGUCAUUGAUGAAGGUUUCAGAGAAUUCGAGGUUGACACGGAUAGCCUAUUUAAAUAA